This is a messenger RNA of Labrus bergylta (ballan wrasse), 1732 nucleotides long. The record is from RefSeq and is a predicted model, not a curated record. Lineage: Eukaryota; Metazoa; Chordata; Actinopteri; Labriformes; Labridae.
CUUCUACCUUGUGUCAAAGGUUGGAAAGCCGGUGGGCUGUCUUAAAGUCAAGAAAGUCCACACAGCAGAAGGGCAAUUAUGUAAAACAGAUACAUAGACUGAGUACAAAUAAUUAGUUUUAGCGAAUUCUCUUCAAACAAACUGCCUUCUUCAGGACGCACGCGCCGCUCGCUGAUUUCUAAGACUGAAAUAAUCAUCCCUGAAAGUCUGCUUGUGUGCAACAUUUAACAUCUGCUGAGAUGGCCAGCCAGUCCCUGAUGCCAGCUGAAGCGUGAUGCAUCCAGAGGAGCGCAGAGCAGGCCGUGCCCUGCAGAGACGUCGAGCAGAUUUAGCCCCUUGGGGCACUCUGAGCACUGGCCUUCUGCAGGGCCUCAUCCAGAAUGCCAGGCCUCGUUCCUUCUGCUUCUUUCUCCCCAGGGUGCAUGCAGCUGAUGUGGCUGCUUCCCAGCCGACACAGAUGCCCUCUUUUUCCCCCUCCUCCCCCUCUACCAGUUCAUCUCCUGCACCCCUCCCCUCUUCCAGCACCCUGCCAAGCAAUGUGGGCAAGCCAGAGUUCCCAGACACAGGAUGGGAACGCAUCAAGGACCUCUUUGACAGAGAAGCGACACAUAAAUACCCAGAGGAGCUGACCAACGUGAUUAAGGGCGGCCUUGUGGCCGCACUCGCCGGCCUGAUCUACGGCGGCCUGCCAGCAGCUCGCCACGCCAGGGAGAGGUAUAUCCAGAGCAGCCAGGCGGAAAUCUAUACGAGCAGAGUGGACGCAGUGCGCUCUGCUCACAACGCAGCGAUCCGGGGCUUUGUCAGAUACGGCUGGAGAUGGAGCUGGAGAGUGGCUGCUUUUGUCACCUUGUUCAAUUCUGUUAGCACAGGACUUUCUGUGUACAGAGACAAGAACGACAUCAGUCAUUAUGCCGCUGCUGGAGCUGUGACUGGAGGACUCUUCAGGCUGAACCUGGGUCUGGGAGGUCUGGUGGCAGGGACGAUCAUCGGGGCAGUGCUGGGGAUUCCCAGCGGUGCAUUGAUCAUCAGCAUGCAGUCUUUGGGAGGAGAAAGCGCCAUAGAGAGGAGGAGGAGGGAGCGCAGUGAGCUCUAUGAUCUCAGACUAGCAGAAUGGGAAGCUCGUCUGCAGUUGACAGAUGAGCUGAUUGGAGAUUUGAAUACCAGCUCUCAGGCGGAGGAAACCAGUAAGGACAUGCAAAGGAUCCAGGAACUGCUGAGUUCACCACCGAACGAGGACAUGAUUCAGGAUCACUGAGCCUGUGAUGUGUUGGACGUUACAGGUGGGACUUCACACAGCUUUGAGGAUUAAUAAAAGGCUGUCUUUAUUUUCACCUGGACUCCUUCUCUGGAUCUGUUUCACAUCGUGUGUGCGUGCGUGCGUGUGUGCACCUUUUCAAUUCCUGUUUUAUUGCACACAGUUAAAAAAAAAAAAAUGUACUUAUAUUUAAUUCUCCAACAUUAUAAAGUUCAAGUGCAGCAUCAGAUUUGAAACAAAGUGACAAAUAAAGGUCCAAAGAAAGCUUAUGGGCUUAGAUUAAUUAUGACAUUAUGAAAUGUAUUUACCAGUAUCCACAUGUAGUGAGAAAAUAUGUGAUAGUCAUAAUCAGUCAUGAUACACCUCAAUCACACUUCAUCGACUGAAAGAAAGAGUCUUCAAAUUCAGCAUAACCCGUCUUCCUUUUUUGAGUUGUUCCAGUCUGGAAUAAAUCUGAAUAAAACAUAUCAACAAGUA